Molecule: messenger RNA, 1576 nt
Organism: Eutrema salsugineum
Lineage: Eukaryota; Viridiplantae; Streptophyta; Magnoliopsida; Brassicales; Brassicaceae
Product: myosin-2 heavy chain
Exons: 3
Coding region: 287-1363 (358 amino acids)
Source: RefSeq, a predicted model, not a curated record
AAUUUGUUUGAGUUUCAUGAGAUUGGGAAGCACAACAAUCUAACUUGAAUUAAUAUAUUUGUUAAAUGCAACAUAAUCUUGUUUAACUAUCGUCCAUGGAUGCGUGUCCUUUCGCAUUCCCGCUUCAUUUCGUCUGCUUUUAGGGCUUUUCUUUUCUUCUUCCUCCUCUGGCUUCUUUCAUUUUGCAAUAGCUCUCUCUCUCUCUCUCUUUUCUGGCCUUGUUGCUGUUUGCUCGAGAGAUUUGAAGAAGAAGAUCAAGAGCUUCUGGGUUUAAGGCUUCAAAGUCAUGUCUGGAAAAUCAUCAGCUCCUCGGGACAAAUCGGUGAAGAACGAAAUCUUGUCAGUGGCUACUUCGGGAAGAAGCAUUGCGUUUGCUCCAGACGAGUUAUUGAAGACAAGAUACGAAAUCCUGAAGGAGAACCAUGAUAGCCUGAAAGACGAUUACGCAAGUCUUAAGAAAAGAUUUAAGCUUGUACAAGACAUGAAUGAGAAGAUGAGUUCGCGUCUUCAUAACCCAAACCAAACCAAGGAACUCGAGGCGACAAAUCUACGCCUGCAAAAGGAUCUUGAGAGCGAGAGAAGCGAGAAGGACAAGUAUAAGAAGACGAUUGAGGAGAUGAAGAGAAUGGAGGGUGGGAGUAAGAAGGAUCUUGAGAGCGAGAGAAGCGAGAAGGACAAGUAUAAGAAGAUGGUUGAGGAGAUGAAGAGAAAGGAGAUUGAGAGUAAAGCCAUGAUCGAUGAUUUGAGGAACAAGAACGAUGAGCUCUUGAUUGCGAUAGAGAAAGAAGAAGAGGAGCAUAAGAAGAUGGAGAGUAGGUAUGAUGAAUUAGCAGCGAGGUUUAACGAGGUGGAAAAGGAGUGUGCACAUUUUAAAUCACUCUACGAUGAUGCUAAGAAACUCAUCGACCAAGGAGGGAGCACUAUGGCUUUAGACAACGACGAGGUGGAAAAGGAGUGUUCACAUUUUAAAUCACUCUACGAUGAUGCUAAGAAACUCAUCGACCAAGGAGAGAACACUAUGGCUUUAGACAACGACGAGGUGAUUCUGGUGGAUGAGUAUCGUAAUACUAACAAUACUGUGACAGAUGCGAUCGUGGUGAUCAGUGACGACGAGAGUGAAGCUGAGCAUGAGAAGCCCCCAAGAGAGAGCAAGAUAAUCCCUCAAUUGGCUGUUGGUAUAAAACAAGAAGAACAAUGGAGCAGUGGAGCAAACUCAUUACAAGUAAAUCAGCCAGUAUCUAAAGUAAAGAAGCAUUGGUCAUCAUCAGCGUCGUCAUCAUCAUCAUCAUCAUCAGAUAAAUAUGUUUUGGUUCGGGUUCCCAAGAAGAAAAGGUCGUGGGAUGAUUAUAAAAAGUCUUGUUGAAUCUUUCGGAUGCAGAGAACACAGUUGCUCAGUCUUUUGUUAAGCUAAGCUAAGGCGCAUAUAUCUUAUCAGUCUCCGGUGUAUAAUUUUUUUUUUUGGUUUUGUUCCGGAGUUAUUAACGGUCUGGUGGAGCUAGAGGCUAGUAGAGUAGACAAUUAUCUCUGACUCAGUUAAGUUAAUUUGUUUUUUGUAUGUCUGUUUAUAAGUACUACU